Erigeron canadensis is the source of this 768-nucleotide messenger RNA. RefSeq lists its product as uncharacterized. NCBI's taxonomy places the organism in Eukaryota, Viridiplantae, Streptophyta, Magnoliopsida, Asterales, Asteraceae. The transcript has 2 exons. The record is from RefSeq and is a predicted model, not a curated record. Bases 1 to 768 code for a protein of 255 amino acids.
AUGACUCAUCCGGAUCUUCUAACGGGUCUGCCGAUUACGAAGAGCGUGUACAGAACGUGCUUCUUUGAGUCGUCGAAUUACUUAGAUGACAGAUUGACGAACAACCUGCCCCAGUCAUUGGAAGAAGGGGUACCAGUUGAUCGUGAUCGUAUUGAAGCACAUGCUCGUUUGAUGCGUGACUACUUUGCUGAUGAACUGCGAUACAAUGCGAGACUUUUCAGACGAAGGUUUCAUAUGUCAAAAAAAUUAUUUGAGCGGAUAGUCCGUGAUUUGGAUGCUAGGUACCCAUAUUUUCAGACGAGAUAUGACCGUGCUGGGCGAAGAGGGUUUGCCGGGGUACAAAAGCGUACAUCUGCAAUUCGUCAAUUGGCAUAUGGCGUUAAUAGUGAUUUGUUUGACGAGUAUUUGCAGAUGUCUGAGCGAACAUCAAGGGGGUCUUGCCUAAAUUUUUGUGUUGGUAUACGGGAAAUUUAUGGAGCAAGAUACCUACGGAGACCGACUCCGUCCGAUCUUCAGCGUAUAUACGAUGUUCAUGAACAAGUUGUUGGUUUUCCCGGUACGAUCGAUAGUAUAAAUUGUAUGCAUUGGCCAUGGGAGAUGUGUCCGACGGCGUGGCGAGGUACUUACACAAGCGGGCAUGUGGGUAGACCGUCUUUGAUCCUUCAGGCUGUAGCAUCAAACGAUCUAUGGAUUUGGAAUGCGUACUUUGGACAGCAAGGUUCUCACAACGAUAUUAAUGUGUUCGAAGCAUCGCCAAUUCUUGAAUAA